AUGAUGGGUCUAAAUUACCCUUCAGCUUCAUCUCCUUCUUCUCCUGAUUGUUCUUCAUCUUCUCCAAGGAACUCGGAGAAGCACAAUGUGAUUGUUGAAUCACCUUCACCUUCAAGAUUCUCUACCUACAGUAGUAAACCGUUUGUAUCAAUUGAGAAGAGAUUACUAACUCAUAAGGAUUCUCAUUGCAAAGUAAUGCCAAAGUCUUCAGAAGAUUUGAGGAAGGAAAUUGCUUCACUCGAGUUUGAAAUCCUGCGCACAGAGCAAUAUCUGCUCUCUCUUUACAGGACAGCUUUCGAUGAACAAGUCUCUUCCUUUUCUCCUCGCACAGAUACAAGCUUGUUGUCGAAUCAGUUCUGUCCCAAAUCAGAGCAAUCAGACGCCACCGGUGUGUUGAGCUACCAUUAUCAAGCUUCUCCGGUAUCUGAACGUUCCUCUUCUUGUCCUCGGAGUUUCCAAGCCAGCUUGAAAGCUUUGUCUGCAAGAGAGAAGACUAAAUGCGUUUCUAGUAACCACACUACACUUGGAGAUCUUCUAGGCUCUUCUCAUAUCGUAGAUGACAUUGUGAAUCCGAGCAGGCUCUCUGAAGAAAUCUUGAGAUGCAUAGCUUCUGUGUACUGUGCACUCUCCACCAAUAGUUCAAGAAACACUUCUUGUCUUCAGGAUUUCUCUUCUUCACCUUCAUAUCUCUCUUCAAAAACCAAUUUUGAUAGAUGGAACCCGUGUCUCGGAGAAAUCAAAGAAGCUAAAGUGCCUCGUGGUGUUGUGAUAGAGUCUCUGAAGCUUCACAUUGAUGAUGGUUGUUUCAAUUACGCCGCUCUUAUGCUCCAAAACUUCAGAUCAUUAGUUCAAAAGCUUGAGAAGGUUGAUCCGAGUAGAAUGAAGCGUGAAGAGAAGCUCGCGUUUUGGAUUAACAUUCACAAUGCUCUCACAAUGCAUGCCUAUUUAGCCUAUGGAACUCACAACCGGGCAAGAAACACUUCGGUUUUAAAGGCAGCUUAUGAUGUUGGAGGCUAUCGCGUAAACCCUCACAUUAUCCAAAGCUCAAUCUUAGGCAUUCGUCCUCAUUUCUCACCACCUAUGUUGCAGACUCUGUUUUCACCAUCAAGAAAGUCGAAAACUUGUAAUGCCAAACACAUUUACGCCUUGGACUAUCCAGAAGCGUUGGCUCAUUUCGCUCUUUCUUCAGGAGCUGCUUCAGAUCCUCCGGUUCGUGUUUACAGUGCGGAUUGCGUUUUCCGGGAGCUGAGACGAGCCAAAGAAGAGUUUAUAAGAAGCAAUGUUCGUAUACACAACGAGACGAAGAUAUUGUUUCCCAAGAUCGUUCAUUACUAUGCUAAAGAUAUGUCAUUGGAUGCAUCUGCGCUCUUGGAGACGACGGUUAAGUGUUUACCGGACUCCGAGAAGAGAAUUGCUCAGAGACUGUUGAAGAAGAAGAAGAGCAAAAACGUCGAGUUUUCGCCGGAAAACUCAACUUUCCGGUAUGUAAUAAUCAUUGAGGAUUCAUCAAGACAGUCAUGUUAG
Molecule: messenger RNA, 1524 nt
Organism: Microthlaspi erraticum
Lineage: Eukaryota; Viridiplantae; Streptophyta; Magnoliopsida; Brassicales; Brassicaceae
Source: the annotation of a GenBank genome assembly